UGGCAUGAUGGGAAAUGAGCUCAAGGAUUGUCAGUUCAUUGGACAAAUAAGGAAGGGCCUGCCAUACAAUUAUAGGAGACAGAUAAGGAAAGCACAAAAGGGGAAUAAGCAGAAAAAGGGAGCCAGACUGGGAAAAGGUAAAAGGCAAGAGGCAACCCCAGAAGGAUUUACCAAGGUUGGGGCGGGGGAGGAGGGGAGAGUUCGACCAAUUGCAUGUUCUUUAGAUACUGAGAAGAAAAAAGUGGGAUAGAGGGGAAUUCUUCAGUGUUAACCAGGGAAUUUUCCCCCGGCUUAAAUGCCCAGUUAGGAGUAGGAGGCAACUGAUGGGAGGUUCCUCAACCCAGCCUGCUGCAGAGCCAAGAACAAGGAGACCACUUUUGUGCCAGCGGAUUGACAGUCCCAUGGAAGCAACGGCGGUUUCUCCUGGCAUGGCUGGCUUGAAGGGAAGCUGAUAAAAAAAGGCCUAUGUGGAAGUUUCAGAGGGCUCUGGAUCUGGAAGAGGAGAAAACUUGACUCAAAGAUUGUGGCUGAAGGGGCAGCAGUAAACCUGCAUGUUAUAGGCUAGGGAGGGUUCCUUUCUCUCUGCACCAGAUAGUCUAAUAUUUGGAAAGCAUACAGUGUGCCACUCUUGCUAGUAACUGGGCAUAAAGGAAUGAAUUAGCUAAGCACUCUGUUAUUUUCUCAAGUCAUAUUCAUAUCAGAAAAACAAUAUUGGGACUUCUAAGGGAUUCUUGCUUAAAAGCAAAAAGGAAGAUCUUCUCUCCACAAACAUUCACCUAAGUGAAGCGACACUUUCUUGGGCAUUUUUGCCAUGAGUCUGCAGGGAACACUCCUCCUGGGAUUACAAUGAGAUUGUUCAGAGCUCUUUAAAGCUGCAGUGCUUUGGGGAUUGUUUUGUGGGGGUGAGAGCUGUUUAGCCUUUUCUCCCAGUGACAUCUGGUGUUAUUUUGCUACCUACUCCAGAGUUAUUCUUGGCCUUGAAGUGGACUCCAAGGAUCAGAAAGAGAAGAUGUGGGCUUUCUCACACAUCAGCAGUCGCCAUUGCUCCAUUGCCACUGAUUUCAUUUGAAAGGGUGCCGGUAAGGAGAGGAAUACACCUGUUCACCUUUAUUUUUCUUGGAAUAAGCAAGCGGCAGAGAGCACUCUAGUAGAGAGGAUUUUUUCUUCCCUUUUGCACACAAAAAGAGAAUUGGUCUUCUUUCCUCCAAGCGGGAUGAAGAUGAGUGACUCGAGGGAAUAUGACAGUCAGGGGAAACCUGCUCUGUCUUUUUCUAUUGAGGAGAUCUUAAAGAAACCCUCUGUUAAGACCCACCUAAACAAUACACCAAGAACUAUCAGUAGUCACGUCAAAGCAGCUCCAGCCAUGGGAUCAGGGCCACAGCUGGAACUUGCCAUGGAUUCCAGCAGCAUGGGGAAAUCAGACAAUACUUUACCUUCAGCAAAGCCGCUCGGCUCUGCCUCCCCUUCUGCACUUGUGGUCAAGGCCAGCACAAUGCAGCCAGUUCACCGCAGGAGCCCCACCACCCUGGAUGCAAGCCCCACUGCUUUUCUCAGUGAGGAUGAUGUAUAUGAGCAGCUAGGAGGCAAGAGAAAACAUGAGGAAGAGGAGCUGUGUGAAUUCCCAGCAGACCAUUCUCUCCAGGAUGAGAGGAAAGGGAAGCGGCGAAUCCGGACGACAUUCACAGCAGAGCAGCUCCAGGAGCUAGAGAAGAUUUUCCAGGUCACUCACUACCCAGACAUUCAUAUCCGCACCCAACUAGCAGCAAAGAUCAACCUCCCAGAAGCCAGGGUCCAGAUCUGGUUCCAGAACCAGCGAGCAAAGUGGAGGAAACAUGAAAAAUGUGGCUAUUUCGGUGGCCUCCAGCAUCUGAGCGAGGCUGAUUUCAUUCCAGCUCCAAAGUUGGAAAUCACUGAAUCCAGCCCAAUGCUCAGGAGCGUCUGUGAUGCAGGCCCCCCCAUUCAAUAUUACUCACCAGCCCAAAGAUAUCUGACACCAGCCUGGCUGCCCCACACUUUGCCUUUUGCUCCCACACACUUGGACCCACUGCUCUUCCCUCAGUGUUAUCUGUUCUUUCACCACCUUACUCCAUACGGCAUCCCUCUGUCCCAGAAGACUGAAUGGAACAGUAUUUGCGCCAGUUCCACAUAGAAAAAGAUGAGGAGGAGCAGAGGUGAUAGGGGGCAUCCUUUGGUCACUUCUGACAGAUCAUAUUCAUGGACAGGUAGGGUUCUCUUUGGAACAGGGCUGCCCAGACUUUGGAUGCCCUGUGCUGUGAAGUUGGCAUGGCAUAGCAAUAAUACUGUAGCCACAAGCCAAGGCUGAACUAACACCACAGCGGACCACAGAACCUUGGAAAAUGCUCUAUAAUCAUCCUUCAGAAGAGUGUGCUUUGUUGAAACAAUAUGGGUUUCCUGAGGACAUGUACCUAAUGGGAGGGUGCGUUAAGCCAUCCUGCUAAAGAGCUGAAGCUUUCUCCAGCCCUGAGAAAACACCGGAUGAUCUCGUUGCACAGAUGAUCUGGGACACUGAGAUUUUAGCAGGUGUUGAAGCACAUGUAGUGAUGGUCACUACAAAAACCAUGGCUAUUCUUUUGAUCAAAAUGGCUGGCCUGAGUAGAUGUGGGUCUCUUUUCCUACAAACUUCACAUUGGUCCUGUUUUGCUAGGAGGAAGAAGAGCGUGUUUAGAUCAAAGAUCAAACUUAACUUGUUUUCUCUGGAAUGGGAGGAUUUGGUUUGCUUGUUGUAUUUUGACUUGAAUAAAAGA
Pelodiscus sinensis (Chinese soft-shelled turtle) is the source of this 2765-nucleotide messenger RNA. Lineage: Eukaryota; Metazoa; Chordata; Testudines; Trionychidae. The record is from RefSeq and is a predicted model, not a curated record.